Molecule: messenger RNA, 1160 nt
Organism: Python bivittatus (Burmese python)
Lineage: Eukaryota; Metazoa; Chordata; Lepidosauria; Squamata; Pythonidae
Gene: ZFAND2A
Product: zinc finger AN1-type containing 2A
Biological process (GO): proteasome-mediated ubiquitin-dependent protein catabolic process; protein targeting to ER
Cellular component (GO): cytoplasm; endoplasmic reticulum
Molecular function (GO): zinc ion binding
Source: RefSeq, a predicted model, not a curated record
GGGCUGGACACGGAUGUUUGGUGUGGGUCGUGUGUGUGUGUCAAUCUAUACAGACGUCUCCCUUUUCUUCGGCCCCUGCGCAACUAGCGCCGAUCCUGCGAGCUUCCGACCCCGCCCGCCACCCUCGGGACCUGGGUUGGAGAGAACAGGCACGGGAGUGCGUUCCCACGGCUUGCUAAGCCCAGUGGGGUUGGCUAAGAGACCGUAAUUCUGGGAAGUUGGGGGCUUCUGGAGAAUGGAAUUCCCAGACCUAGGAACACACUGCUGUGAGAAGACCUGCAAACAGCUGGAUUUUCUUCCUCUGAAAUGUGAUGCGUGUGAGAAGCUCUUCUGCAAAGACCACUUUACCUACAGCCGACACAACUGUUCUUCCGCAUACAAGAAGGAUGUUCAGGUUCCAGUCUGUCCUCUUUGCAAUGCUCCCGUCCCGGUAAGAAAGGGAGAGUUGCCAGAUGUAGCGGUGGGAGCCCAUAUGGACCGGGACUGCAAACAGGAUUCUGCCCAGCAGAAGCAGAAAAUCUUCACCAACAAGUGCUUCAGACCAGGCUGCAAGAAGAAAGAGAUGAUGCAGCUGGUUUGUGACCAGUGUCACCGGAACUUUUGCCUUCGGCAUCGGCAUCCUUUGGACCAUGACUGCCAGGGACGCGUUUGGGCUGCCUCGAAAGCUGGGUGUGCAGCUGUGAUGAGGUCCCUGGAAUCCAAGAAGAUUUCUCCCAGCUGCCAGUUUCUACAAAACAGGUGCGAAGCGCAAAGCUGAGGUCUACAACCUGGAUCUAAACCUACCUCGAGCCUGUCUAUUGCUGUCUGUCCAUCUUUAGCUUUUAAAAAUGCACUGUACCCUUUUGCACAUUUUUGAUUAAACUGCCUCCUGGUCUUGUAAUGGUGGUUGGCUUGGAUUCAAGUCACAGAGAACUGCUGAAACGGACCGAGGAGGCACAUGUUUGAAGGAAUUGCAAGAUUGCUCACUUUGUCUUGCCCAGGAUAAUGGUCAUCGCAGAUUCCUUGGUCCCAAAUGAAGUUCGAGAAAACCUGAAGCCUAUAGGAGUAGAUCUGGUCCAUUCCAGUAUUCUUGAUGGCUGGAAAAAAAACCCCCGCAUUUUCUAAACUUGAAAUGAGGGCAGAUGCUUAUUUCUAAGAAUCCUUAGCCCAGUGUUUCUCAA